Molecule: messenger RNA, 807 nt
Organism: Jatropha curcas
Lineage: Eukaryota; Viridiplantae; Streptophyta; Magnoliopsida; Malpighiales; Euphorbiaceae
Product: Ubiquitin-like superfamily protein
Molecular function (GO): protein binding
Source: RefSeq, a predicted model, not a curated record
AAAAGAAACCAAGGCUCCAACUGCGGCCAACUGUACAAAAAGUCUUUUACUCUGCUGCCUCUCUGCGGGUUGAAGGAGUAACGGACGGAGUGACAGAGAUCGAAGGUCAGCACUCAGCAACAGAGCCCACGAAUUAUCACCUCGAUUUUCGUCGUCCGGCGAAAUAAGGUGCGUCUCAGCAACUUCUUCACUUUCCUUCUCAUUAAUUUCCAACUAAAAAAUGGCUAUGUAUAUCCGGGUUAAGCGAGAUAAGGCAACUUACUUUAUCCAAUGUGAUCCAACUGAGAAAGUUCUGGAGAUUAAACAGAAAUUGCAUGUCCUGAUUGAUAAGCCAGUUAAUGAUCAGAGACUCUUCUUAAUGCCUAAUGGGGAAGUGUUGGAUGAUUCAAAGUCAUUGGCAGACCAGAAGGUUGAAAAUGAUGCUGUUGUGGCACUAACUUUGAGAAAAGAUGAAAAUGAGUUUGAGGAUAUCAAUAUUUUGCGGCCAAACGAUUUCUACCAGACUCGUGAUGCAGAUAACGGCAAUUGGUGAGCGACAUCCUUGAAAUGCAGUGGCUGCAGCAUGGAGUGUAGGUUGAGCUGUACACAGUUUAUAUAGCCUCUAAUGUGCUUAACAUUGGAUUUUCUUGGUACCAUAAAAACACAUGUGUUAUAAUUUGGAAAUGAGAGUUUCUUGUGCAAGCUGAAAAAUUCUUGCUUGUGGAGGUGACAUUUUGAACUUAACUGAGGUGCUCAUACCACAAUACACUUCUGAUCCUGAACAUAUAGGUUAACAUAAUUGUAUGGUUGGUCUAUGUGUUUGAUGAC